AUGACCUCAAUUUGCGAUACAUGUGGCCAGGAAUUCAAGAGUCGUGGACUUGCAGCUCACCAAAAAGCCUGCAGGAGGGACACUAUACAGAUGCAGGAAGAUUGCGAGAGACAGAAUGCUCAAGCAGGUCCUGCUGCUUGCAAACCUACUUUUGACAAUGCAGAGUAUGUACAUCCUGAUGAACUUGAAGGUCAGUCAUCAUAUUAUUAUGGAGGUCUAUCAUACGAUCUUCCUCCUGCACUCCAGCAGGAUGAUAUCAGGAUGGAAUAUCAUCCACAUAGUGGAAUCCCUAUGAAAACUGAUCACUUCACUGAUUUUCACUGCCACACUGCUGCUCCCUCGCUCAUAUGCGAAAAUACUACUCCCUGGGAACUGUUUACCUCUUGUAUCAACUUUGACUUCACUGAAUUAGUUCUGAAAGCCAACCUCACAAAACUGCAGAUAAAUGAACUCAUCAGUCUCAUCCAUCACAGUGCUCUCGAAAGAUUCUCAGUCACUGAUUAUGAUGGCAUCUGUAAGCUGUGGGAUGCAGCAUCUUCUCACCACACCAAAUUCAAAAAGGAAGUGAUUUUGAUCCCUCAUAGGGACCAGGAGCAUGAUUUUGAUGUUUGGUAUAGGCCACUCUGGGAUUGGGCCUGUGACUUGUUGAAAGACCCUUGCCUUGCUAAUGCUUCUGGAAUAGUCAAGUAUUCAUCCUUACCAAAGGAUGAAGGAAAACCCUUUGCUUUUAUUAUAUAUGCUAACAAGGCAAAACUGUCCUCGUUUGGUCAUCAAAAGGCCUAUCCUGUCAUUGCACAAUGUGCAAAUUUGCCUGUUGGAAUAUGCAAUGGUGAAGGUUUUAGUGGUGGUCACCUUGUCGAAGAAGAUAGACAGUAUUCUGGAACUCAGUCGUUCGUCAAUUUCAAGAAUGUCAUGUGGCACAAAUCAUUUAAGUGCCUUCUCAAAUCCCUCACACCACUAUCAAAAACAGGUUUUUGGGUCAAGUGUUGGGAUGCUGACUACAAGGAACAGCCUCUGGGACAUAGAUUCUCAUUUGACCACUUACAUUUUCAGGAAUGUGUUAAGUCAAUUGGUUGGCAGACACAGUCUCAAAUCGAUGUACACUUUGACUCAAUGCCCCAUUGGCACAACAUCAAUCAUUUUAAUCAUGUCAUGGACAUAUCAUUUUCUGACGGCUUAAAGUACGAAGAUAUUUCUAAACUUAUCAUAUUUUCCGCACAUGAUGUCAUUGACCGAGCCACUCAUGCACUCCCUUAUCUGCUCCUUCGAUGCAUCUGUGAAUACGUCAACAUUGACAUGUAUGCCACUCUUGAAGUGCACACAUCAGAAACUAUUGCUGUGGGCCGUCAGGCCAUAAAGGAGUUCACACAACUAUUGGAUCAAUAUAGCACAAAGGAUGACUCAGGAAAGAAUUGGGCGUACCCAAAAUGGCACGCACAUGCCCACCUGUUUGACAAUAUCAAAGUGAAGGGUGCUACACAUAACACCAACACCAAACCAAAUGAGAAGUGCCAUGGCCCAAUCAGACAGAUUUAUCUUCAGCGGACGAACUUCAAAAACAUUGCUGAACAGGUACUUCACCUUGACCAUCGCUUCCUCAUCGCACAUUCAAUUCAUUUGGACAUCAAGGACUACAAUGACCUCAUUACAUCUCAAAAUGACCCUUUGUGCUCGGACAGUGAGGACAAUGAACGCCCCAACAAUGAUUCUGACGCCACAUUGCAUAUUAAGUUGGGUGCCGCGCAAAAAGAGCAGACAUUUGCGACCUUAGAGCAACUGCAUGCAAAUGACAAUGCAUUCAAUCGGUUUCGCAUCAAGCUUGCAAACUUUCUGAGUGAUUCCCUCCCUGCUCAUGGAAUACCAUUACCUGGUGGAAAAUGA
This is a messenger RNA of Suillus subaureus, 1881 nucleotides long. RefSeq lists its product as uncharacterized. The record is from RefSeq and is a predicted model, not a curated record. The coding region runs from base 1 to 1881 and encodes 626 amino acids. The transcript is spliced from 15 exons. NCBI's taxonomy places the organism in Eukaryota, Fungi, Basidiomycota, Agaricomycetes, Boletales, Suillaceae.